Molecule: messenger RNA, 1389 nt
Organism: Blepharisma stoltei
Lineage: Eukaryota; Ciliophora; Heterotrichea; Heterotrichida; Blepharismidae
Source: the annotation of a GenBank genome assembly
AUGUCGGAUAUUCCAGAAGACUGCCCAGGUGUUGGAACAGAGCACGCAGGUCAAGCAAGCGCCUGCCAAGGAUGUCCUAAUCAAUCAUCAUGUCAAAGUGGCCAAACUCCUGCCCCGGAUCCUAACAUUCAAGUUGUCGCUGAUCGCCUCAGAAAUGUGAAAUGUGUAAUUUUGGUAUUGUCUGGCAAAGGAGGAGUCGGCAAAAGCACUGUUGCAGCACAAUUAGCAUUUGCUCUAUCUUUAAAUCCUGAAAGGCAGAUUGGACUUUUAGAUAUCGAUAUCUGUGGACCAAGCCAGCCUCAUUUAAUGCACAUGCAAGGUGAAGAGGUGCAUUCUUCAGCAUCUGGAUGGUCUCCUGUAUUCCAUGCAGAUUUUCCUAAUUUAGGAGUGAUGUCAAUCGGAUUCUUGAUCCCUUCUUCAAAUGAUCCAAUUAUAUGGAGAGGCCGGCUAUAUGUCAUUUGACCAAAUAUUUUGAUAUCGUGGCAUUUGUUCGUGGGAAAUUUGGUCAAAAUUGUUUGAUAGUAAGAUAUUUGUCCUAUAAAUUUCGACCAAAUUAUCUUGAGAAAAUAUCACACGCCAAAAUGCAUGCACCAAGAGAGGCCCUAGAAAAAAUGGUCUUAUAAAGCAAUUUUUGACUGAUGUGGAUUGGGGAGAUUUAGAUUAUUUAGUGAUUGAUUGCCCACCCGGAACCUCAGAUGAACAUCUUAGCAUUGUGACUUUUCUAAUUCCCCCAUUCAUAAGUUCCCAAAAACAUUAUAAAUAUUCUACUUUUAAAAAAUUAUAUAUAAUUUUAGCGUAAUUUUUUUUUUUUGAAUUUAAAGCCCAAUUCGCAAAAAUUGAGAAGUAAAAAUUAAUCUAAUUUGUAAAAUUUAUGUUUUUAAAAUACAAGCCGAUUAAAGCUCAAAAGAAUUAUCCAGAGAUUUCAAUAUAAUAAUUAUACUUAUAUAUCGAAUUGUUUUUUCAUAAAAAUUUUUUAUUAAAAAUAUUUAUGUUAUGGAUUUUUCCAAUGGUUUUGUAGUAAGUGGAAUUCCAAGGACGCUUGGGCUAAUUGUGACUACACCUCAUGAAUUGAGUUUGCUUGAUGUCAGAAAAGAAAUUGGCUUUUGCAAGAAAACAGGCAUUAAGAUAAUCGGUGUUGCUGAAAAUAUGUCUGCUUAUCAUUGUCCAAAUUGCCAGUGCUCUACUCCAAUAUUCCCAGGAUCAACUGGAGGAGCAAGAAAAAUGUGUGAAGACAUGGAAGUUCCUCUUCUAGCAUCAAUUCCUAUUGAAGUUGGCAUCGGAGUUGCAGCUGACCAAGGAAGGCCAAUCAACAGCAAUGACGGAGUUUCUCACGCAAUUUUUUCCAAAUUGGUCUCAGUCUUUGAAAACUAUUGUAAACUUAAUUUUUAA